Messenger RNA from Penicillium soppii, 3042 nucleotides. RefSeq names its product kinesin family protein. Gene Ontology annotation, molecular function: microtubule binding; ATP binding; microtubule motor activity. Gene Ontology annotation, biological process: microtubule-based movement. NCBI's taxonomy places the organism in Eukaryota, Fungi, Ascomycota, Eurotiomycetes, Eurotiales, Aspergillaceae. The coding region runs from base 1 to 3042 and encodes 1013 amino acids. The record is from RefSeq and is a predicted model, not a curated record. The transcript is spliced from 2 exons.
AUGGCUGCCUCCGACGGUGCUUCUUCAAUUAGCGUUGCAGUCCGAGUCCGCCCAUUUACUAUUAGGGAGGCAGCCCAAAUCACUCGGUGUGAUGAUGGUCCCCUGUUUCUCGGUGACGGCUCCCUCGCCGGAGCGCCAACACCGAAGCUUAACCAGAAGGGUAUAAGAUCGAUUGUCAAAGUAAUUGAUGACCGAUGCUUGGUGUUUGACCCUCCAGAGGACAAUCCCGUCCAGAAAUUCUCCAGGAGCGUGGUGCCCAACGGCAAGCGCGUUAAAGACCAGACCUUUGCCUUCGAUCGCGUGUUCGACCAAAAUGCCUCUCAAGGAGAGGUUUACGAAUCGACAACCCGCAGCCUUCUCGACAAUGUACUCGACGGAUACAAUGCAACGGUGUUUGCAUACGGUGCAACUGGAUGUGGAAAAACCCAUACAAUCACUGGAACCGCCCAGCAGCCUGGUAUAAUUUUCCUUACCAUGCAGGAGUUGUUUGAGCGGAUUGACGAACGAGCAAGCGAAAAAUCGACCGAAGUCACACUUUCCUAUCUCGAGAUCUAUAACGAAACUAUCCGUGAUUUGCUUGUCCCCAGUGGUAGCAGCGGCAAAGGCGGUUUGAUGCUGCGGGAGGACUCCAACCAGUCGGUCUCUGUCGCUGGCCUGUCAAGCCAUCACCCACAUAACGUCAGUCAGGUCAUGGAUAUGAUCAUGCAAGGAAACGAGCGCCGCACCAUGUCCCCCACCGAAGCAAACGCCACUUCUUCUCGAUCGCAUGCCGUUCUUCAGAUCAAUAUCGCCCAAAAAGACCGAAACGCAGAUGUCAAUGAGCCUCAUACGAUGGCCACUUUAAGCAUUAUCGACCUUGCGGGUAGUGAACGUGCCAGUGCCACACAGAACCGAGGAGCACGCUUGUUCGAAGGCGCCAACAUUAACAAGUCCCUGUUGUCUUUAGGAAGCUGCAUCAAUGCACUUUGCGACCCUCGAAAGCGCAAUCACAUUCCCUACCGCAAUUCAAAGCUCACUCGUCUUCUUAAAUUUGCGCUUGGUGGAAAUUGCAAGACUGUUAUGAUUGUCUGUGUCAGCCCCUCCAGCCAACACUUUGACGAAACUCAAAAUACUCUUCGAUAUGCGAACAGAGCAAAGAAUAUCCAGACUAAGGUCACACGAAACGUGUUCAAUGUCAACCGACACGUCAAGGACUUCUUAGUCAAGAUUGAUGAGCAAAUGAACAUGAUCAACGAACUUAAAGCACAAGCAAAGGACCACGAAAAGGCGGCCUUUGCCAAGUUCCGCAAACAGGGCGAAAAGAAAGACGCUGUGUUGCGCGAAGGCGUGGCCCGGAUUCGCAAUGCUUACGAGCAUACUUUGCCCGAAAGGCAAGAGAGGAUAAACAACAUGCUGAAAUCACGACAAAUCAGCCGCCGAAUUGCCAUAUUGUCAUCAUGGAUUGCAGCAUUUGAUAACAUCUGCGCUGCGCGUGAAAACGAGGAGGGAUUAGCAAACCUCCAUGCCGUCCGCAAAACUGCCCAAGGGAUCCUCCUCGAGCUGGAAGGCAGCAGACACCAUUAUAAACAAAGAUUAUCGAAGAGUACCUGGGACCGAGCUGUGAACUCCGCUGUUGAAAAUGCCGCCAAGCAGCUGCAAGAAUUCGACAUUACCGACAACAGCGACUAUGCCAACUUGAACCGAGAAGCAGAUCUUCUGAGGUCUAGUGCAGAGCGCGAAGCAUUGACAGCCGUGGUGGACCAGGAUAAAGCUGGGGAAGCCGCUGCUGUGCAAAUGUUGCUAGAAGCACAAUUUGAGAUGAUGGGAUCGAUCGAGGACAUCAUGCAAUUGAAUGCAAGCGAAGCCAUCAAAAAGGGACGGACAAUUCUGUCUAAGAUGCUGGAAGAUUGUUCGAAUGUAGCAACCAACCUUGUUAAGCCUGAAGGUAUCAACGCCUUUGCUCCAACCGUCGGCUCGGCCAGGCCGCCUAGCCCCAUGAAGCCAAGGAAGAGAUUCAGCUUGGUGAGCUUGCCACCAGUAUCUACCGUCAACCCUCCAGUUACAAUGGCCCCUGUUGCGCCACCUUCACCAACAAAAGGCUCUCCGCGUCGCCGAAAGGCUACUGCUGGUCGUAAGAGCGUCAGCUUCACGCCGAAGAAAUCCCAGGCAAAGGCUUCAAAGAGAUCUGUCCGUUGGAAGGACAACGAGCAAGAAGGCGACCUCAUUGAGUUCCAAAAGACACCCAAAAAGAUCGAAUCUUCGGAUGAAUCUGGCUUGGAUGAACCAUCAUUACCUCCUCGGUCAGGAUCUCCGGUCCCACGAAAUUUCCCAAGAGUCAUCAGCCCGUCGGGUUCUGUCUCUCCCACCCCUGAUGAGCCCGCUGAACCCGCCGAACCAACUCUGAAUAUCCAAAAGAACAGUAGCCGAUUCAAGGCGGGCUUCCUAUCGAAGAAGAACGGUAGCUCACCGCUAGCACCACCACCUACAUCCUCUCUCCCUCUCUCUCGCAGAGAUAGUUCCCCUCUUCGCGACAUAGAAGGAAGCAGUUUCAUGAAUCGCCCUUUGGUGGAGCGUCCAUCGCGAAUUGCAGUCCGCAGUCCCAGUGGCAACCUCUUGAGCAGUCCCGUGUCUGAAAACAGGGACAACUGGAAGUCAGACAAGGAAGAAGCACUGAAGAUCAACUCGGCUAUGCGCCGUAUGUCCAGUGGGCGAAUCAUCAGCGGUCAAUUUAACCCCUCAUCCGCCAAUUCACUUCGCAUUCACCGUCGUCGCAGUCCCACCUCCAACACCUACAACUCCUCGCCAAGUGACAACCAUAUGUUCACUGCAUCCCAAGCACGGCGCAUGGUCAAAAGCGAGAAAGAACACGACGCGAAGCCUCGCGUGUUCAGUCCUCAUACGCUACCUGUCAUGAAGCAUACCGGCCGUCGCACCACAUUGGGUGGAGACGGUCGGCCUCGAAAUGUCAGUCUUUCCAGUAGAGAUGCGAUUCGUCUCAGUGCGAUGGCGGCGCCUCCUUCUGAUCACAACUCGGAUUCGUGGUCUUCCAAUGGACUGCGAUAA